Xenopus tropicalis (tropical clawed frog) is the source of this 2512-nucleotide messenger RNA. It is a transcript of the gene mmp25, whose product is annotated as matrix metallopeptidase 25. Gene Ontology annotation, cellular component: extracellular matrix. Lineage: Eukaryota; Metazoa; Chordata; Amphibia; Anura; Pipidae. The coding region runs from base 604 to 2241 and encodes 545 amino acids. The record is from RefSeq and is a predicted model, not a curated record. The transcript is spliced from 10 exons. Gene Ontology annotation, biological process: proteolysis. Gene Ontology annotation, molecular function: metalloendopeptidase activity; zinc ion binding; metallopeptidase activity.
AACCCUCCCCCCAAGGAAAGGAAUGGUUUCCUCCCAGGUGGCAGUUAGAACCCAAAGCCUCAGCCUUUGCUUCCAGCAGUGGCAGCAGCAGCCCAGUUCUGCCUGCAGGUCCCGGUGACAAUCGCAGCGGCCGGAGGAGGGUGGGUGCAGAGAGGUGUGGGUGCUGCUGAGAGCACAUGGGUGGGGCAGCAGGAGGGGGAGAGCAGGGCUAUAACUGAUGGAGUGCAGGGAGGCUGCUGAGCAAAGAGUGCAGGGGAGAGAGGGAAGAUGCCCCGGGGCAGGUUAGGCAGGGUGAAUGCUGAAUUGUUGCACAAGGAGAGUUGCCAAGGUGCCAGGGUGCGGGCAAGCACAGGGGUGCCACAGUAGGGUGCAGGCUCUGAGGGGAAGGGGUGCAGGGAGGUGAGAAUGGCUUUGGCACAUGGGAGAUAGCAGCGCUCGGAGCCUACAAGGAGCAGGCAAAGGAGAGGAGCAAAGCCACACACAACUCUGUGGAUAUUUUGGGAAUUGCGCAACUUUCGCGCAACUGCAGACUGAGAGACCCGGUAAGGUUGGAGAAUCCAGUAAAGAUCGCAGUGUGGAAAAGGCGCAGAGGGACCUGCCGAGAUGCUGGCGCUAUGGGUGCUGUGGGCGAGCCUGGGACUGGCCGGGGGGAACCCCAGCGCAAGGGACAUCAGCAAAGGAGUGGACUGGCUGACAAGAUAUGGCUACCUUCCUCCUCCAGACCCUUUUUCAGCUCGGCAGCAAACGCUGGAGGGGCUCCGCGAGGCAGUCAAGGCUAUGCAACGAGUAGCGGGCCUGCCAGAAACUGGGGAACUGGAUGAUGCCACCGUGCGCAUGAUGAACAAGCCACGAUGUUCCCUUCCUGAUAUCAUCAUGAGACCCGAGGGCCGCUCUCGUCGCAAUAAGAGAUAUGCUCUAAGCGGCUCUGUAUGGGAUAAAAAGUUGCUGACUUGGAGGUUGGAAAAUUCCCCCAAUACUAUGUCGCAAGAUGUCUCCCGCACCCUGAUAGGCACUGCUCUGGCAGUCUGGAGCAAAGAGACACAACUGCAAUUUAGAGAAACGCGAGAGCAGCCCGACAUUCGUGUAGAAUUCGUAACUGGGUCCCAUGGAGACGGCUAUCCCUUUGAUGGUCAAGGUGGAACUCUCGGUCAUGCUUUUUUCCCAGGUGUGGGGGAAAGAGCUGGAGAAACUCAUAUGGAUGCGGAUGAAUCUUGGUCAUAUAAUACUGAGGAAGGUACAGACCUCUUUGCGGUGGCAGUUCAUGAAUUCGGACACUCUCUGGGGCUGUAUCACUCUUCCAGUGAAAACUCCAUCAUGAAACCUUACUAUCAGGGCACUGUAGGGGAUCCUAGCAGAUACCGACUGCCUCCUGAUGAUGUGGAUGGGAUCCAGACACUUUAUGGUCAGCCAGACUCUGGGCACAGACCUCCUGUUACACCAACCAGGCGUGCCCUUCCCCCACGUGGGCCCUCUCCGGGACCCCGUCUCCCAUUCCCGGAUCGCUGCUCGACCAACUUCGACGCCAUUGCCAAUAUCCGAGGAGAGGCAUUCUUCUUUAAGAACAGGUAUUUCUGGCGGGUGCAGUCCUCGAGGCAGUUGGUCUCACUCAACCCAGCUCACCUCAACCGCUUUUGGCUAGGGCUCCCUCCUGACCUGCCCAAAUUGGAUGCUGUGUACGAGAGAACCAAUGACAGCAAGAUUGUGUUUAUUUCAGGAACCUCAUACUGGGUUUUCAAGGACACCUUGGUUGAGCCUGGAUACCCUCGUCCCCUGGCCGACUUCGGACUGAACACGGACGGCGUGGAUGCAGCUUUCGUUUGGAAGCACAAUGGGAAGACGUACUUCUUUCGCAAAAAUCUAUUCUGGAGGUUUGAUGAAAAGAGAGGACAGAUGGACUCGGGGUAUCCAAAGGACAGUAGCUUAUGGCAAGGUGUGCCACCCAACAUCGAUGACAUAAUAAGUUGGGAGAAUGGUGACACCUAUUUCUUCAAGGGCACGCAGUACUGGAAAUUCCAAGGUGGCAAUGUGGAGGCAGAUCCAGGAUACCCACGGAGCACAGCACUGAACUGGAUGUACUGUCCUUUGGAAGGCCCCGCUGUUCCUACGGACGCCCCUGAAGGCAGGGACCAGAGAGGCUGCAGCUGUACUUGCACUGAUGGGAGGAAUUCGGCCUCGGAAAUCGGCAUCCUUGGGGCAGCAUGGCUGGCUUUUGCCUCUCAUUUGCUGCGGUUUCUGUUCUGAAAAGAACAGGCAGGACAACUGCCCUAGUAAUGGCGCCCGGUGGGGUUUGUUUUGUUUAAAGAGCAGCCACACACGGGAAUGGGCACAGCAUGGAAGCCAUGGUACAAAUGUUGCCAGCAAGACAACUGCAGAUGAUGAACUGAUGGGACUCUUAUCUGUACUGAGCCCAGUGCAUCUGCAGUGACUAACACAAUCUCCUGGUUUUGCCCAUUCUUUUAUUGACAGAAAGGAUUUCUCUCGCUGUACAGAUUACAAAAAAAAAAAAAAUUAA